Messenger RNA from Manihot esculenta (cassava), 462 nucleotides. Its product is annotated as ras-related protein RHN1. Gene Ontology annotation, cellular component: endosome; endocytic vesicle; endomembrane system. The transcript has 5 exons. Gene Ontology annotation, biological process: intracellular protein transport. The record is from RefSeq and is a predicted model, not a curated record. NCBI's taxonomy places the organism in Eukaryota, Viridiplantae, Streptophyta, Magnoliopsida, Malpighiales, Euphorbiaceae. Gene Ontology annotation, molecular function: GTP binding; GTPase activity. The coding region runs from base 1 to 462 and encodes 153 amino acids.
AUGUCGUCGUAUAGCGCAUGUUGUUUGCGUUGCAUCCAGUCGUGUUGUCGUCAAUCUCUGCUGCUGUGGUUCGCAUCGAGUCGUGCCAUCGCAUCAUGUUGUCGUGUAGCAAAUGUUGUUUGUGUCACGUCGUGUGAUUCACAUCCAGUUGUGUUGUUGCCGAUCUCUGCAGGGGACAUGGGAACUGGAAGAACCACUUUGGUCUUAAGAUUCAUCAGGGAACCAACAAUAGGAGCAGCCUUUUUCACACAGAUAUUAUCAUCAGCUGAAGCAACUGUUAAAUUUGAUAUAUGGGACACUUCCGAACAAGAAAGAUAUCAUAACUUGGCUCCUAUGUAUUAUAGUGGCUCAGUAGCAGCAAUUGUUAUGUAUGAUGUCUCAAGCAUGGAUACAUUCAUUAGAGUUAAAAAUGGGUUCAAGAACUGCAAAGACAAGCAUUUAGAUGAUGAUCCUUCAAUCUAA